Messenger RNA from Musca domestica (house fly), 1272 nucleotides. RefSeq lists its product as uncharacterized. The coding region runs from base 69 to 1175 and encodes 368 amino acids. NCBI's taxonomy places the organism in Eukaryota, Metazoa, Arthropoda, Insecta, Diptera, Muscidae. The transcript has a single exon. The record is from RefSeq and is a predicted model, not a curated record.
GACAUACAUUAAACUGUCAUAGUCGAUAAGACCAAACUCGGCCUAUUCAUCCCAGUCACAGCAUAAACAUGUUUGGUGGAAAUAAAAAAUUAAAUUUAGAAAUACAACACGAAAAUAGCAAAAAUAAUGCUAACGUUGAUAAUUGGGGUCAAAAGAAAUUUGAUCCGGUUCGCCAAACACAGGCGGUAAAGGAGUCAUUUAAUCGCUUCAAGGCGCAUUUAGGUAGAAGAGAUAAUCAUCAAGGGAACAACAAGCAAGGCAUGGGUCCUAAUCGUCGCGAUGGACAUAACAACAACAAGUUCAAUCAAGGUGGACAGCGGCAUAAGGAAGGAAAUAACAAAUUCAAUAAUGGUGGACAGCGGCAUAAGAAAGGGAAUAACAAAUUCAAUAAUGGUGGACAUCGGGAUAAGGUACAGAACAACACAUUCAAGCCAAAUCCCUUUCGUAGUAAUACUCCACAAGAUAUAAGAACCGAAGCAGCAACACCAUGGGUUAAAUUUAAAGAUGACUUAAAUAAUCUACGACGUGAGGAGGAGCAUGCUUCCAGGCAGUCAAACUUCGAUACAGAAGAAGGUAAAAAAUUCCUCAAAGAACGUGAGAAAAAUUAUAGAAAAAUGUUAAUGGAAGAAAAGAAAAAAGAACCCACCCAAUGGGAAGAUUUCGACGAAGAAAAGACACAUGGUUCGGAAGUUGGAAAAGUUGCACAAUUAAAGAAUAAGAACAAGAAAGCCAAAAACAAGGUUACUGAUCAACAGCCAGUUUGUCCACCUCAAAAGGACAAUCAACAGAUUGAAGAUGGAAAUGUCAAACAAAAAAAGAAUAAGAAAAAUAAAAACAAGGGAAAAGACGGCCAGACAAUGUGUCCGACAGAGAAAAUGACGGACUCUUCUCAGGAUUUGGGACUAAAUGUGGAAAAUAAAGAUGUAGCGGCGACAAAAAUCGUUGAAAAUGUUCCUCAAAAAGGGAAAAGGAAGAGGAAAAACAAUGAAACUGCGUUAGAGUGCCCGCCCGAAAAAGAGAUAAAAGUAAUGAACGCCCAGGAUAUGACCUUUGAGGAAAAAGAUAGAAUUCGAAGAUUGUUGACAAAGGCCAAUAUGGCUCGUAAAGGCAAUGUAAUUGAUACAAUUUUGCAUUAUAAAUGGAUAAAGAGGAAUAUGACAAAAAGCUCAAAAUAAUUUUAGGGUUAACAAUUUCUUGUGUUCGCUUUUAAAUAGUGUAUGUUGUCUUUAUUUAAGAAAUUCAUUUUAAUAAAAUGUUUUUAUACAUGAAAAA